Messenger RNA from Oncorhynchus kisutch (coho salmon), 1411 nucleotides. RefSeq lists its product as uncharacterized. The coding region runs from base 497 to 1411 and encodes 304 amino acids. The record is from RefSeq and is a predicted model, not a curated record. Lineage: Eukaryota; Metazoa; Chordata; Actinopteri; Salmoniformes; Salmonidae. The transcript has 9 exons.
UGCCCAUUGGCAAAAACUGUAGUUCCAAGACUUUAGACAUCUUCUGAUAAACCGAAAUAUGUAGUGACAGUAAACAAAACUGAUGAUACUAUAAUGACAGCAACAAUGUCACUUGUUAGCCUGAACUCAGGAGUAAAACUCUUGAACCUUUGAACCACAUCUUUCUAAACAAUUCGGGUGAUCAUGUUGAUGCUCAGUACAAACUUGUCAAACUACUAGAGGAUAAUCAAGCACAAUACAAAAUGUCAGUAACGACACUUUUCCUCCAAUAUUGCACAACACUUUAGCCAAGAUUUGAGAAGUUAGCUUGCUAAACCAAAACAAAUGUACUGAACUUCCGCAUUUGGAUUAAUCACUUUCACAACCACAAAGAUACUGUUGCGCAGAUCAUGAAGUGCGUUAAAGGCAGUGCUGCAUUUAAAGACACUUCCUUCCACCUGCUGGCUUGUGCCUGAAAUGUGAUGACCAAGGAGUCCUCAACAGCUCAUAAAGAAAGAUGGAUCGUAAUGAUGAGAGAAUCAAAAGAGCUUUAAGACGCCGUCCUUAUGUGUUGAAACCAGUGAGGGUGAACACCCCUGAUUCCGUGUUGUGGCCAACCGGCAAGGUGCACAGAAGGCCACAGCCUUCUACUUCAGUGCAGACCCCUCAGAUCCACAAAAGGCCUCCAAUCAUUGUGAGCUAUGGGCAGGACCAGACAUCUGGGGAUGGAUGGAGCAUCAAUCCAGAGCCUCUCAGCCAGUCUGGAAGGGUGACUCGGCUGAUAGAGAGAAAAUAUGAUGACGUGAUCUCAUCCUCCAGUUCUGAUGACUUUUCCAUCUACUCCUUCACUGACUGUGAAUCUGAGUGUGAUGAUGAGGAUCAUGAAAGGAGGACACCACCGCUGAAAGUUGAGAAUGGAAAGGUGACAAAGCUUGAUGUGAGGGAUAUGGACGAGGAUGAUCUGUCUCUCCACUCCUUCGAUGAGUCAGACUUCCUGAGCCCAGGGAAGGUCUCAGGUCCUGUAUCUGUCAAGAAUGGCCUCUCUCCUCUUGUGACCUCAGCACACCGGACCCUGGCUGAAGCCCUACGGGCCCUGCCCUCUGCUGUAGGCUCUCCCUACCCAGUAAAUGUUCCAAGGCAUCGGACUCCUCUCAACCCUGUCAUUAUCGCUCCGCCCCGAACAGAGAACUUCCCAUACCGCCACAGCCCUCGCCUGGCUCCCAUCACCAACCUGAGCGAGACCGGCAGGAAGCUGCUCCAGGAAAUGGCUGGAGUGGCCCCACAGGAAGGGAAGGUCAAUAAGAAAAAGAAGGGCAAGGCCAAAAAAGAAUUGAAGCCAGAGAAGGCCAGUAAGACGCAACAGAUGGGAAAUGUUGGAGAAAGUAAGGAGGAGGGCAAGAAAGAGGAAAAGAAGAGUCUGAGGAAGAGGUGA